CUUCGGCGUAUUGUCCACGAUGGCAUUAAAUGGGCCAAAAUCCGUGUGCUCCUCCACCCCCAUUUCCGACGACGAAUUCAAAACCGACGGCGCAGCUGGCCAUAGCCAACAUACAGAUAAUUCCCUACCUGGCCCCCUCUCUCUCUCUCUCUCUCUCUCUCUCUCUCUCUCUAUAUAUAUAUAUAUAUAAGCCGUUCCGUAUCUUUCUUGUUCAUACAGAAGAUGUGUAGGUCGACGGACUAUCACCGAUACCUGUCUUACAGUCGAGAUUGCCGCCUGAGAAUCAGAGCGUUCUUCGUCCAGUUUUCCGGUCUGAAUGCCCGGAUACCGUUGCCGGCAUCGGUCACUCUCCUCUACCUCCCACGAAUCAACGAGAACGCGCUCGAUGUCGACGGGGUAAGUAUCAGACCGGGCUCACCAGUGUUUGUUACUCUGCACCGGGUCGUGACAGCGAAGACGAGGGAUGGGGAGGCAGUGUUCGGGAGCAGAGAGCGGGUUCGGGCCAGCGAAGGGGUGCGGUUCGAGGUGUACCUGAGAGAGGAGAAGGUAUUGAAGGGGAUUUUCAGAAAAGACGAGGGCGACGAGUGGAAACUGGAGUGUAAAUGCGCGGUGGAGGUAGGCGAGGUUGAGGUUUCGGAGGCAGAAGUUUGCGUGGCCGUGGAGGGUCACGUGGCGAUGAAUGAGAGGGUGGAGAUUGUGGCGAGGAGGAGGAAGAAUAAAAGUAGGGGUUGUGGAUGGUUGGAGGAGAUUCCGGAAGAGAGAGAGGAGGAGGAUACCACUCAUGAAUCAUACGGCUGCUGGUGUUCUUGUGGGGAAGAGGAGAUCAGUGGAUGGGACGGUGGAGAAGUAGGGGAGAAGUGGGGCGAAGAAGAUAGUAGUAAGUUGGUGGGGAUGGAGAAGGAAAUGGAAGGAGUGAGAUGGGCCGUUGAUGUGGGGAUAUGGGCCAUGUGUUUGGGGGUUGGCUUCUUGGUUUCUAAAGCUUCAGCUAGGAGGUUGAGACGCGGGAAAAUAUUUUGAGGCUUUUGUUCACCCUUCCACUUAGAGUAAGCUUAUAGUUGGAAGAUCAAUUUUGAAAAACUUUCCCUAUAAAGAAGCCAACAAGAUAGUAGUGAGCUUAUAGUUGGAAGAUCGAUUUUGAUAAACUCUAUAGGUCACUUUGUAUUCUUUAUACACUCUAUACAGUCAUUUGUUAGACAUUCUAAUUGUAAACUUUUAGAAUUAGGUGGGUUGGUCCUAAUCAAGUGUCAAUAAAAAAAGAAAAUCUUGGGUUAAGCAAGAAAA
Messenger RNA from Carya illinoinensis, 1281 nucleotides. RefSeq lists its product as uncharacterized. The transcript has a single exon. The coding region runs from base 223 to 1017 and encodes 264 amino acids. NCBI's taxonomy places the organism in Eukaryota, Viridiplantae, Streptophyta, Magnoliopsida, Fagales, Juglandaceae. The record is from RefSeq and is a predicted model, not a curated record.